AUUCACACUGUUAUGAAACUUGUAAGCCAUUGUUCAGGAACAAGUAUGUGAAUGAACAGGAGACUGUUCAUUGAACUGUUUACAGAGACAUUUCCUGUCCGUUACGCCUAGACUUGGAAUGCACAUCUUAUGUUUUGGCAUCUUCCGCCAAUGAUAAUCGUCACACACUGACUGCUCUGACGGAACACACAACGGUUAUUGUUACUACAUGACAUGAAAUCAGGAAAUACUUUAUAUAAGCAUCAUUAUCUGGAAGCUCCAAGCAUCUGACAGGACACUGUUAUCUGAAGGAAACACUGUGAGCCUCACACUAAAGUCUAUGACCAACAUCUGAAAAAGUAAUUUGUGGUAAUAAAAACUCAAACAGUUUCUUUAAAUAAUAUUUGUAUAAUGAAUUAUGUUUGUUUGACAUAGAAGUCAGAUUGAAUUGUUAUAAUUACUAUUUUUAUUGAUGUCUUUUUUGCUAGAAAAAGUGCAAUCUGUAAAAUAAAACUAGGUCACUGGCUUGAAAAAUAGAGGAUGUUCACUCCCCUUCCUGAUUGGGCCAUAACACAGUUGUCAUUUCCGUCUCAUUGCUCCUCAUCGCUCUGAUCUACUUUGUGUCUUAAACUUGUUGAAUGCAAACAGAGAAAGGCUGAAAAAUGAGUAAGCUUCAGCUGGAUUAGAACAAAAUAGCUUGGGCGUGGCUCACAAUUCACCGUUUAUUCAUUCAAGAUGUGGACUUGAAAAGGAAAAAAAGGCUGCUUUCUGUGCAGAAUCAGGUCUUGUAACAGUCCAACACAAAGCUCAGUGGGUUCAUGUUCAAACUGAUUAGACGACUCGUGGUUUAGGAUUAAGAUUCAUCCCGACUGGAACGACACGACAAAAGGUCACUCUCAAACAUGGCGACUAUCAGCAGCGGCACCAGUGAAGAGGAUCUGAAAGAGAGUGUAAAGGAGGAGCUGAUAGAUUCCACUGGCCAGACUUGUCACUCAUUGCUUCCUGAAGAUGUGUUGUGUGACUCCUGCAUGGACACUCCCAGCAAAGCCCUAAAAUCCUGCCUGACUUGUUUGGUUUCCUACUGUGAAUUGCAUCUGAGACCCCAUCUGGAAAAGGUUAAGUUUCAGAACCAUCGACUGGUGGAGCCCCUCCACGACAUCGACUGUCCGACUUGUGACAUUCAUUGUCUUCCUUUCGAGUGCUUCUGUCUGAUGGAUAACUGCUGUCUGUGUCUGGACUGUGCGAAAGAGGCACACGAAGGGCACAUAACUGCAUCUGUGGGGGAGGCGCGCGCAAAGAUUGAGACUGAACUACAGCAGAAACACUCAGAGAUCAGUCAAAGUGUGUCAGCAACUGAGAAAGCUAUAACAAAGCUACAGAGCAACCAUGAUACAAUUAAGUCUUCGGUGCAGGAGGUUUGUGCUGUCAUUGAACAACAGUUUUCCAGGCUGCAGACAGCUGUGCAGGAGGCCAAAAAAGGGGCAAUGGCAGUUCUGGAGGGAGAGCAGAGGCAGGCCUUCAGACAAGCAGAAGGCAUACAGGCACAUUUAGAGCAAAGAAAAGGGGAGCUGAUGAAGAUUUUGGCUCAAAUGAAUAAGCUACCAAAAGCCAAGACUGAUAUUGACUUCUUGCAGGAGUACUCCCAGUGGAAAAAAAGAGAGGCAGACGUAUCCCUGCCCAGCGUGUACGUCAACCAGAUGGAGCAUCUAAGGUCUUAUGCCCAAAUAGUGACGGAUGCAACACAGGAACUGUGUGACCUAAUGCUCUCCAGCUACAGUGAAAAAAUGAACUUGAUUUGCAAAAGUGGGAAUAAGAUGCCAGAGUCUCAGCCUUCACCUCUUCCUGAUCCACAGACCAGAGAGGACUUUCUGAAAUAUGCCAGGAGUUUGACCUUUGACCCAGACACCAUUCAUCAGUUCCUGCGAGUAACUGCGGACAACAGAAAACUGACCAACACCAGCCCCUGGCAGCACAGCUACUCAGACCACCCCAGUCGCUUUGAGUAUUGGCGACAGGCGAUGACUUCAGAGAGCCUUUACCUGGGGAGACACUAUAUCGAGGCCGAGCUGAGCGGGGAAGGUGCUCACGUAGGAGUCACGUAUAAGAGCAUCGACCGCAAGGGAGAGGAAAGCACCAGCAGCAUCACAGGGAAUGACUACUCCUGGUGUUUGGGGAGAAACAGCAGAGGUUUCUCCGUCUGGCACGCCGCUGUAGAGACUCCCCUGGAGGUCACUGAUAUCCCCGUGAUUGGCUUAUAUGCAGAUUUCCACAAAGGUUCAGUGUCUUUCUAUAAUGUAACUGAUACCAUGACACUCCUUCACAGCUAUAAGGUCGACUUUUUAGAGCCCUUGUAUGUUGUGGCAUGGCUUAAGAAGAAAGACAAUAUUAUUUUCCUGCUCAAUGCAAAAUGAUUCCCUUUCCUUUGUUUACUGGUGUUAGUGCCCAAAAUACCAGCUGCCUUCCAUGUGAGCUUGUAAAAGACGAAUGUGGGCACUGUAAAUGUUGGUUGAGAUUGCAUAACAAGCUUCAAAAAGUCAUAAUACUGUACAUUUCUUGUCAAGAAAGUUAAAUAUACUACCAUCUAGUGGUAACAAUACAACAUGAAUGUUCCCUUUGCACGAAAUGGAAUUUAUUGUAACUUUAUUGCUCUUAAAUGUGAUGAUGAGUAAAAACAAAGUACACAUUUGCCA
Molecule: messenger RNA, 2669 nt
Organism: Sphaeramia orbicularis (orbiculate cardinalfish)
Lineage: Eukaryota; Metazoa; Chordata; Actinopteri; Kurtiformes; Apogonidae
Product: tripartite motif-containing protein 16-like
Exons: 6
Coding region: 882-2390 (502 amino acids)
Molecular function (GO): protein binding
Source: RefSeq, a predicted model, not a curated record